CCCAACCCCAGUGCAGAUCUGGAGUGCCGAGUCUGAUUUAGAGCCUGGAGGACAAAGCCAUGUAAGGUCUGUGGAAAUCUCUGCUGCUGCUGGGCUUCAGAUCCGCCCCCAGCCCUGGCCCGGCCCCUUUCCCCCAGCUUGGCUCUUGGACUUCCCAGCUCUCCGCCUGCUGUGUGCCUAGCUCCCAGGAACCCACCAGCACCAACGCCAAGAGCGAUCCCCCUCCUUCAGGCGGGCACACACCUCUCCACCCUGCUUCCAGCCUCUGGUUCAGGAGACGAUGAGCCAGAAGGCCACCCUGGUGCUGCUCCUGCUUGCCGUCAUCACUAUCUUCGCCCUGGUGUGUGUCCUGUUAGCUGGCAGGGGUGGAGAUGCGGGUGCGCACGGUCAGACUCCCCGCUGCCCCUCGGAAUCGCCCACUGCCCAGCCCUGGACACAGGAUGAUCAGAGCCAGCUGUUUGCAGACCUGAGCCGGGAAGAACUGACUGCUGUGAUGGGCUUCCUGAGCCAGCAGCUGGGACCCAGGCUGGUGGAUGCAGCUCAGGCCCGGCCCUCAGACAACUGCGUCUUCUCCGUGGAGCUGCAGCUGCUGAUCCGAGAGUACAAGGACAUAGACAAGAUGAUCUUUGACAGAGAACUGCCCCAUGCCGCGGGCCUCCUCCACCACUGUUGCUUCUACAGACCCCAGGAGCGGAGCCUGGUGACACUGAUCACGGCUCCUCCAGGUCUGCAGUCUGGCGAUCGGGCCUCCUGGUUUGGCCUCUACCACAACAUCUCAGGGGCUGGGAUCUACCUGCACCCCGUGGGCUUGGAGCUGCUGGUGAACCACAAGGCGCUAGACCCUGGCCGAUGGACCAUCCAGAAGGUCUUCUACCAAGGCCGCUACUAUGACAGCCUGGCCCAGCUUGAGGAGCAGUUUGAAGCUGGCCUGGUGAAUGUUGUGCCGAUCCCAACCAACGGCACAGGUGGGUCCUGGUCUCUCAACUCUCGGGGGACCCCAGGUCCGGCUGCCCCUCUACAAUUCUAUCCGCAGGGUCCCCGCUUCAGCAUCCAGGGCAGUCAAGUGACCUCCUCGCUCUGGGCUUUCUCCUUUGGCCUCAGCCCUUUCGGUGGCCCAAGGAUCUUUGACGUCCGGUUCCGGAGAGAAAGGAUAGCUUACGAGAUCAGCCUCCAAGAGGCCGUGGCCAUCUACGGUGGGAACACACCAGUGGCUAUGCGGACCCGCUAUAUCGAUGGCAGCUUUGGCAUGGGAAAGUUCGCCACGCCCCUGACCCGGGGGGUGGACUGCCCCUACCUGGCCACCUACAUAGACUGGCACUUCCUCUUGGAGUCGCAGGCCCCCAAGACGCUCCGUGAUGCCUUUUGUGUGUUUGAACAGAACCAGGGACUCCCCCUGCGACGACACCACUCCAGUUUCUACUCCCCCUACUUUGGCGGCCUGGCGGAGACAGUGCUGGUGGUCAGGUCUGUGUCCACCUUGCUCAACUACGACUAUAUAUGGGACAUGGUCUUCCACCCCAGUGGGGCCAUCGAAGUCAGGUUCCACGCCACGGGCUACAUCAGCUCAGCCUUCCUCUAUGGCGCAGCCCAGAGAUACGGCAACCGCGUUGGGGAGCACACGCUGGGCACCGUCCACACCCACAGUGCUCACUACAAGGUGGAUCUGGACGUAGCAGGGCUGAAGAACUGGGUCUGGGCUGAGGAUAUGGCCUUUGUCCCCACUUCGGUGCCCUGGGACCCCCAGCACCAGAUCCAGAGGCUGCAGGUAACCCGGAAGCUGCUGGAGAGCGAGGAGCAAGCUGCCUUCCCCCUGGGAGGACCAACCCCUCGCUACCUGUACCUGGCCAGCAAUGAGAGCAACAAGUGGGGACACCCACGGGGCUACCGCAUCCAGGUGGUCAGCUUUGCAGGGGAGCCCCUGCCCCAGAACAGCUCCAUGGAGAGAGCCGUCAGCUGGGGGAGGUACCAGCUGGCUGUGACCCAGCGGAAGGAGGAGGAGCCGCGGAGCACCAGCAUCUAUAAUCAGAAUGACCCUUGGACCCCAACCGUGGCCUUCACGGACUUCAUCAACAACGAGACCCUCGCCGGAGAGGUCAGCUGA
Echinops telfairi (small Madagascar hedgehog) is the source of this 2101-nucleotide messenger RNA. Its product is annotated as membrane primary amine oxidase. Gene Ontology annotation, biological process: amine metabolic process; response to antibiotic. The record is from RefSeq and is a predicted model, not a curated record. Gene Ontology annotation, molecular function: primary methylamine oxidase activity; quinone binding; copper ion binding. Lineage: Eukaryota; Metazoa; Chordata; Mammalia; Afrosoricida; Tenrecidae. Bases 281 to 2101 code for a protein of 606 amino acids. The transcript has 4 exons. Gene Ontology annotation, cellular component: early endosome; plasma membrane; Golgi apparatus.